GGCAGAGCUCUUGCAGCUGACGACGCCCAGAAUUAUUGUAGAAUUGUAGAAUUGUUCCUUCUAUUUCGUAAGAAUAAAAACAUCUUCCUACCCACUUUCACCACAUCACUUUGUCAUUGUCAAGUCACAUACCAAGGUAUUAACUUACCUAUUUAUCUACCUUAAUUUGUAUCUACGAAAUCGCAAAAAUUGUGCGAUCUAGAUUCACGAUUACCGACGAAAUAUUCCAUCAAGUUACUCGGUAUCGUGUCCAUUAUCUACAAAUUCUACCCCAAUUUACUUAGAUAGCGCGACCUUUGAUCCCCCGCAGUUCGUGUUUGCAAGCCACCACGAUAAAUCCACCACCCGACCCGACCCUCUCUCUUCUUGUUCUGAAAGAUUUAGCUCGGGAAUUCCGGAAUACAAUCAUUCUUUUAUCUGCGACAGUAACGAGUAUCCUUCAAGAUGGGUAUCAACAACCCUCUUCCGUCGUCUAUGGCGUCGGAAUGCAAGAAGUGUGGAAAGAUUCUUACAUCCUUCAUUGACCCACGCCAAGCGUUUGGACCCGACAAGAUUAUUCCUCCUUCGGUCCUCGCAAACGCAAAGGGUCUUGCGAUUCUUACCGUCCUCAAAGCCGGCUUCCUCGGGUCAGCGCGUUUCGGUUCGGGUCUAGUCGUCGCCCGAUUGCCCGAUGGCACCUGGUCUGCUCCAUCUGCCAUUAUGACGGCGGGUGGUGGAUUCGGUGGCCAAAUCGGUUUCGAAUUGACCGACUUCGUUUUUAUACUGAACGAUUCACACGCCGUUAGGACGUUCUCCCAGCAAGGCUCUAUCACACUCGGUGGAAAUGUGUCAAUAGCCGCGGGACCAGUCGGUCGAAACGCCGAAGCUGCCGGUGCUGCGUCACUCAAGGGUGUAGCCGGUGUUUUCAGUUACAGCAAGACAAAGGGACUUUUUGCCGGCGUGUCGCUAGAGGGUUCGGCAAUUGUGGAGCGGAGAGAUGCGAAUGAGAAGUUGUACGGCCAACGCUGGACCGCAGCACAACUCCUCACAGGUUCCGUUCGACCAACACCGCAAGCAGCGCCCUUAAUGUCUGUGCUGAACUCGAGGAUUUUCGCGGGUGUGCGCACGGGCUCUGUCGGGGAUGAGAGCAUGUAUAACGAUGUCCCUGUUUAUGACGAUCGCCAUGAUGACGUAGUAUGGAACGGCCAACGAGGAAGUGCUUAUGGCGAGCCUGCUGGUAGAGAAGAAUUUGGCGGACCAAAACGCGCGAGUACCUGGCAGGAUGACGUAUAUGAUCGACCAGCUGGUGGUAUUUCUCGAUCCAACACUGUGGGAUCGCGAGGAUUUGAUGAUGACUAUGUAUAUCGCGACCGACCCUCACCUUCCACUAGCACAUUUGCAGAGGGUUCUGGCCCCGGUAGACCAGCUGCGCCGAAACCAAAUUUCGCGAGCAAACAGGCUUUGAUGAAGAAGAACGAGGCAGUUGCGUUGUUCAACUUCGAAGCUGAUCAACCGGGCGACUUGGGUUUCAAGAAGGGCGAGAUUAUCACGGUGGUGAAGAAGACGGAUAGUGCUAAUGACUGGUGGACUGGUAUGAUUGGCGCAAGACACGGCAUAUUCCCAAGCAAUUACGUUAAAAUGAAGGAAUAAAAAGGAUAUCCCACUAAAACUUACUAUCUCGGAAAUUACUUGGACACGGGACGGGGCGUACUCGGAUCGUGGGGAAAGUUUAAGGGGUAGGGGAGAAGGAUGGCAGUUGUGAGAUUGUUUGAGAUACCUAACACCUAGAUUCUACUCUUCCGCAUAGGGUUCUUGAUCGAAUGGGUUUGGGUUUAUGUUACAUUUGGUGAUUCGUGCUGCUUUGUUUAUUGUACACGCUACUGCGACGUUGGGGCGUUGCAGGUAGAGCAUUUUAUAUCAUAGCUUCAUGGUAGACAAUUCGAUUCAGCGUUCUGGAAUUAAGUUAGUGUUGCGCUGGUGAUAUACUUCUGAGUCGGUAGAUGUUGGUGUGAAAUAUGUCACGAGGACCUUGCAUUUUGAUAGUGGUGGAAAUUACAUACGUAUUCUAAAUACCGCUACGAUGUAGGUGCUCAAAACCUGAAUUGUUUAUGGGGUUAAUUGACCA
Messenger RNA from Hypoxylon trugodes, 2104 nucleotides. Its product is annotated as DUF500-domain-containing protein. Gene Ontology annotation, cellular component: actin cortical patch. The record is from RefSeq and is a predicted model, not a curated record. The transcript is spliced from 4 exons. Gene Ontology annotation, biological process: actin filament bundle assembly; actin cortical patch localization. Gene Ontology annotation, molecular function: actin filament binding; phosphatidylinositol binding. Lineage: Eukaryota; Fungi; Ascomycota; Sordariomycetes; Xylariales; Hypoxylaceae. Bases 445 to 1629 code for a protein of 394 amino acids.